AUGGUCGUCACAGACAGCCUCCCGUGCCCAGCAGUACAGAUUAAGGAGGAGAUGGAAAGUGAUACAGAUACCACAGACACGGUGGACACACAGACCGACAACAGUUCCUGCCCGUCUUCCCCUACGCCUGCCGGGCCGGACAACUCUAAAUAUCCCAGUCUGCCCAUGGACACGGUUAUUUUAGUAGCCAAAUCAAAAGAUGGAACCAAGAACUCUCUGGUGUUUCGUAGUCUGUUGAGGACGCACCGGGCUCCCGGGAGAAUAGAGAAGAUCCGGAUAAUCAAAGCAAA
Molecule: messenger RNA, 290 nt
Organism: Candidula unifasciata
Lineage: Eukaryota; Metazoa; Mollusca; Gastropoda; Stylommatophora; Geomitridae
Source: the annotation of a GenBank genome assembly